GGGGCUGCGGGUACCGGGGGUUGCCGGGGAGGGGGGGACAGCGAGGCCGGGACCCCCCCGCACCGGCACCGGCACCGGCACCGGCACCGGCACCGGCACCGGCACCGGCACCGGCGCCAUGGAUGACUCGGACGUGAUCCGCCGCCGGCGGCUGCAGAAGGAGCUGCCGCUGCCGCGGAAGAGCAGCAGCUGCCGCACGAACAACCGGAAGAGCCUAAUCCUGACCAGCACCUCCCCCACCCUCCCGCGGCCCCACUCGCCGCUGCCCGGACACAUCGGUAGCAGCCCCCUGGACAGCCCCCGCAACUUCUCCCCGAGCGCCCCCGCGCACUUCUCCUUCGGCCCGUCCCGCCGGGCUGACGGGCGCCGCUGGUCGCUGGCCUCGCUGCCCUCCUCGGGCUAUGGCACCAACACCCCGAGCUCCACGGUCUCGGAGCGGCUGCACCAGCUGCCGGCGCAGCCCACGGCCGAGGAGCUCCGGUUCCUGUCCCGCCACUUCGGCAGCUCCGAGAGCCUCGCCGAGGAGGAGGGGGGGGCCCGGGGGGGCGCGGCCGCCCCCCGACCCCGCUCCCGCAGCCUCAGCCCCGGGCGCUCGCCCUCGUCCCACGACAACGAGAUCGUGAUGAUGAACCACGUGUACAAGGAGAGGUUCCCCAAGGCCACGGCGCAGAUGCAGGAGCGGCUGGAGGAGUUCGUGCGCGGCUGCGGCCCCGGCGGGACCCCCCUGGCCGACGGCGCCCUGAGCUUCAUCCAGCACCAGCUGGUGGAGCUGGCGCGGGACUGCCUGGGCACGGCACGGCUCGGGCUGCUGAGCGCCGGCUACUUCGGAGAGCUGCAGGAGAACAUGGAGCGCCUGCUGCGGGACGCCUACGAGCGCUCCGAGUCGGAGGAGGUGGCCUUCAUCACCCAGCUGGUGAAGAGGCUCCUCAUCAUCAUCUCCCGGCCCGCACGCCUGCUCGAGUGCCUGGAGUUCGACCCCGCGGGGCUGUCCCAGCUGCUGGCGGCCACCGCGGGCCGGGCCGAGGGGCCCCUGCGAGCCGACACCCCCCGGUACCUGCUGAGACAGCUGGGCCGGGCACGGGGGGCACGUGCAGACAUGCUGCACCUGGAGGAGCCCGACAGCAGCGGCACCAACACGCCGGAGCCCGAGGAGGGGGCUGAGGGCCGCACCACCCUGCCCCGGCCCAAGGAGCCGCCAGGUGAGAGCGACUUUGAGACCAUCAAACUCAUCAGCAACGGCGCCUACGGGGCGGUGUACCUGGUGCGGCACACGGCCACGCGGCAGCGCUUCGCCAUGAAGAAGAUCAACAAGCAGAACCUGCUGCUGCGGAACCAGGUGCAGCAGGCCUUCGUGGAGCGCGACAUCCUCACCUUCGCCGAGAACCCCUUCGUGGUCAGCAUGUUCUGCUCCUUCCAGACCCGCCGCCACCUCUGCAUGGUCAUGGAGUACGUGGAAGGCGGGGACUGUGCCACGCUGCUGAAGCACAUCGGGGCGCUGCCGCUGGAGCUGGCCCGGCUGUACUUCGCCGAGACCGUGCUGGCGCUGGAGUACCUGCACACCUACGGCAUCGUGCACCGCGACCUCAAACCCGACAACCUCCUGAUCACCUCGCUGGGCCACGUGAAGCUGACGGACUUCGGCCUCUCCAAGAUGGGGCUGAUGAGCCUCACCACCAACCUGUACGAGGGGCACAUGGAGAAGGACGCGCGGGAGUUCCGCGACAAGCAGGUGUGCGGCACCCCCGAGUACAUCGCGCCCGAGGUGAUCCUGCGCCAGGGCUACGGGAAGCCCGUGGACUGGUGGGCCAUGGGCAUCGUCCUCUACGAGUUCCUGGUGGGCUGCGUGCCCUUCUUCGGGGACACCCCCGAGGAGCUCUUCGGGCAGGUGAUCUCAGACGAGAUCCUGUGGCCGGAGGGGGACGAGGCGCUGCCCCCGGACGCGCAGCACCUCAUCUCCUGCCUCCUGCAGCCGGACCCGCUGCGGCGCCUCGGGGCAGGGGGGGCUCAGGAGGUGAAGGCUCACGGCUUCUUCGCCGCGCUGGACUGGACGGGGCUGCUGCGGCAGAAAGCCGAGUUCGUGCCGCACCUGGAGUCCGAGGAGGACACCAGUUACUUCGACACGCGCUCGGACAGGUACUCCCACGUGGCGUCCUACGAGGACGAGGACACGACGGAGGAUGAGCCCGUGGAGAUCCGGCAGUUCUCGUCCUGCUCGCCCCGUUUCAGCAAGGUCUACAGCAGCCUGGAGCAGCUCUCGCAGGAGCCCAAGCCCAAGGGGCGCCCGCGGGACGAGGGGAGACGCGACGGCUUCGCCCGGGAGCGCGGCUGGAGAACGGGAUCGCCUGAGCUGAAGCACCGCUCGGCGGGCGAGGGGCCGCCCCCCGAGGCCGAGGGCAGCUCCCCACCGGGCGCCCGCCGCCGCUUCUCGGCGCUGCUGGAACCGGCGCGCCCCAACGGCGGCCGCGAGGGAGCCCCGGACGGAGCCGGCGAGGAGCCCGCGCCGCGGGCCGCGGAGCCGCCCCCCGCCCGCACCGAGCUGGGGCUGCGGCGGCCGCGGCACCCCGGGGUGGCCCCCGCCGAGCCCGGGGGGGACAAGCGCAGCCCCCGCGCCCCCGGGAAGGUCACCAAGUCGGCGUCGGCCACCGCGCUGUCCGUCAUCAUCCCCAGCGGGGAGGCGCCCGGCUCGUCCCCCCUGGGCAGCCCCAUGUCCCCGCGGUCGCUGUCGUCGGACCCGUCGUCGCGGGACUCGUCACCGGGCCGGGAACUGGCCCCGGCCGUGGCCGCCCCGCCGCGCUCGCCCAUCGCCAUCCCCCGGCCCGGCAAGAAAUUCGGCUUCACCCUCCGCGCCAUCCGCGUCUACCUGGGCGACAGCGACGUGUACAGCGUGCACCACGUCGUCUGGCACGUGGAGGAGGGCGGCCCCGCGCAGGAGGCCGGGCUGUGCGCCGGGGACCUGAUCACGCACGUUAACGGGGAGCCGGUGCACGGGCUGGUGCACACCGAGGUGGUGGAGCUCAUCCUCAAGAGCGGGACGAAGGUGUUGGUGACAACGACGCCGCUGGAGAACACCUCGAUCCGCCUCGGUCCCGCGCGGCGCCGCAGCGCCCGAGCAAAGAUGGCCCGGAGGAACCGGCGUGGGGGCACCGGGAGCGGCCACGAGAGGCGGCGCAGCGCGCUGUUCCGGCACCUCGCCCGCCAGGCCUCGCUGCUGCACACGAGCCGCUCGCUGACGUCACUGAGCCGCUCGCUCUCCUCCUCCGACUCGCUGCCCGCCUCCCCCACGCAUGCGCGGGCGCGCGAGCCCGGUAAGGGGCGGGGCCACUGGAAGGGGCCGGGCCAUGGGAGGGGGCGGGGCCACGGGGAGGGCGGGCGGUACCGGGGCAGGGAGAACGGGGGCGUGGUCACGGGAACGGGCGUGCGGUGCCCGGUCCUGGUGCCGUGCCUGGUCCCGGUGCCGAUGCCCGGUCCCGGUGCCCGGUGCCGGUGCCCGCUGCCGUUCCCCCCGGCUCUGACCCCGUUCCGCGCAGGGGCCUCUCCGCCCAGCAGCUCGCCCGGUUCCAGCGCUCCGCCGUCACCGGCGGGGCCGCACCUGCGGCCGAGCUCUCUGCAGGGGCUGUCACCGAAGCUGCAGCGGCAGUACCGGGCGGCGCGGUGCCGCUCCGCCGGCAGCAUCCCGCUCUCGCCGCUCGCCCACACGCCCUCGCCGCCCGCCGCCUCCCCGCCCGCCUUCCCCGCCAAGCUGCACCCCAAAGCCGCCGAGUCCCCGCGCCUCGCCCGCCGCGGGCUCCCGGAGAAGGCGGCGCCGGGGCCGCCCCGCAAGUUGGGGCUGGAGCCGCCCCGCAAGGACUUCCCGGCCGAGCCGCCGCUGCAGAGCUUGGCCGAGUGGGACGGCGAGGGCCCGGCCGAGCCGCCGCCCGCCGCGCCCCCCGCCCGCCGCCUGGGCCGGCAGGAGCUGCCGCUGCUGCUCGGGGGUCCCCCCGGGGCGGAGCCGCCGCCGCCGGGCCCGGAGGAGCCCGAGCGGGGGGCGCGGGGUCCCCCCAAGGCGCUCAGCCCGGUGCAGGAGCACGAGCGCGGGGGGGCGGCCCCGGGGGGGCCCCCGGUGCCCAUCGUGGUGGUGGGACCCGGCGCGACCCCCGGGGACCCCCGGAGCGCCGCGGGCCCCCCCGGGCGCUGA
Messenger RNA from Taeniopygia guttata (zebra finch), 4174 nucleotides. The record is from RefSeq and is a predicted model, not a curated record. Lineage: Eukaryota; Metazoa; Chordata; Aves; Passeriformes; Estrildidae.